GCUUUGUUAGUAAAUAAUAAAUCUAUCAUAGUCUUAGAGGUUUUGGUUAUUCUAGUCGGUUGAUCCAUUAGUUGUAUUAAGUUGUGUUUAUCCGUGAUCCGUUUUAAGUUCUUUCUAUUUUGUUUGUCAUUCCAGUUUAUGUUAAAGUCUCCUAAAAUGAUUAGCUCUUUGUUGGAGUCACAGGAAUUCAGCAUGAGUUUUACCUGGUCAUAGAAAUUAAUGAGAACAUUUUGAGUAUGAUUGAUAUUUGGUUGUUCCUUUAUUGGUGUUUCAGAUUCAGAGGCAGUAAGAAAGAGGAGAUUCUGGGGAUCUCAUACAACCGUAUGAUUCGUAUCGACAUGUCCUCUUGUCUGCCUGUCACCACAUGGAGGUUCGCCAACAUGAAGCAGUGGAAUGUGAACUGGGAGAUAAGACAGGUUACCAUAGAGUUCGACCAGAAUGUGUCGAUAGCCUUCUGCUGUUUGAGCUGUGACUGCAAGGUUGUCCACGAGUUCAUCGGCGGCUACAUCUUCCUCUCCACAAGAUCUAAAGACCAGAACGAGACGCUAGACGAAGAACUGUUCCAUAAACUCACCGGAGGCCAAGAAUGAGGAGAGAUACAAGCCUGUUUCUCUUACCUGUUGUUUAUUUACGUGUGGUAUAAUGUGAAAGUAAAGCAUUUAUCUCCUGACGCAAUGGUUACCCUACUAAACAAACCAUUGCAAUAGAAAAUGUAAUACUGUACACUGUAAAUGUAACAUUUUCACUGACAGAACAACAGUAGCAUCAUCAUUUGUAUCAUCAUACAGUCAUAGAAAUGUACCCUGCACUAGAAAAAUAAUGGCGUUGAUGUAAAUAUGUAGUCAAGAUUCUCUCAAACCUGUAUGCGUUGAUAUUUGUAAGAAUUAAGCUUUUUUUUCCAGGUGAAGAGAUUUCCAUUUUUCAGACAGAAAAAAACAUUUUGUAAACAAUCAUUAAAGGGUGUGUUUUUGUAUUUCA
Molecule: messenger RNA, 978 nt
Organism: Notothenia coriiceps (black rockcod)
Lineage: Eukaryota; Metazoa; Chordata; Actinopteri; Perciformes; Nototheniidae
Product: fermitin family homolog 1-like
Exons: 2
Coding region: 237-590 (117 amino acids)
Biological process (GO): cell-matrix adhesion; integrin-mediated signaling pathway
Cellular component (GO): focal adhesion
Molecular function (GO): integrin binding
Source: RefSeq, a predicted model, not a curated record